UAGGCUAUGCAAUAUAUUGUUUAUUUGAGUCGGGAGCUCGAGACAAAAUGUCCCGUUGGUUUUACACCGUUCCCGAAACUUCGCGAGGGUUCGUGGAGGAAGUGGUGAUCCAUGUUUGGAGAUGUUAAGCCUGGGGCGCUGCCGGCGAGAAAACAGUUAGCUUUGGCGAGACGCUCAUCAGUCAUCCGGUGCAUUUAUCGAGUGGAGGAAACUCUCAAAGGAUCUUCUUGAUCAUGGCUCAGGCUAAAAUACAGGCUAAAAUGAACGAAGCGACCAAGAGCAAGUUCAGCAGGACCAUGUCCAUGGCAGAUCGUUCUGGGCGUCUGCUAGAAAGUUUGGAUCAGCUGGAAAUUAGGGUGGAGGCUUUACGCGAAACAGCGACCUUGAUGGAACAGGAAAGGGAAUCCAUCCUGGAAAUGCUUCAGUCCUUACAGAACGGUCAAGAAAUGCGCAGCAUCUCUGAUGGGGAAAGGGAAGAGUUAAGUCUGACAUCUAACCGACUUCUGGGUCGGACGCUCUGCGUAGAAGUCUCGGUCGGAGUAAUCAGAAAUUCCGAGCAAGAUGAUGCUUUGCGCCAGGCGACAUCGAUGAUUGAUGAGAUUGUCAAAAAGUUACUGGAAGACACCGGCAGCAACCGACAGCGUCUGAUGGCGCUGCAUGCAGCCUGCGUGACCGAGGCGCCACCUGUUGCCAUCGAUCAGAAAUUUCAGGCCAUCGUGAUCAGUUGUGCGUUGGAAGACCAGAAGAAGAUCAAGCGAAGACUUGAGACUCUUAUAAGAAAUGUCUUCAACGCAGAGAACACCAUUAAACUCAUGGAUAACCAAAAGUUAGAUCAAGCCAAUGGCGCCCAUUGAGAAUUGUGUGUGUUAAGAUGCAGGAGAACACAAAAGUGCCUAUUUUUAGUAGCGUUCACAUACCAAAGACAUGCAUAUAGAUAACUCCUGAGUGUCGGAAUGUGUUUGCAUUCGCACUGAACUAUAAAUACCCUCUUUGGGUUUUCUUCAGAAUCACAAGCCGAGUGUAGGCUGAAUGUAUCUCAAAGGGUUGAAAAAACACGAUUUUUUUUUAACUAGUAUACAUUUUGAUACGUUUUAAUUAAAUAUUUCCGUAAUUGAUGGUGUUAUGUAUGAAGAUAAACGCAAUUAUGCUAUGUAUCUACUUGACCCCACUGUAAGUCUUUGUCAUUGUGGUUGAAGAAGUCUCAGUCAGGGGCCUGUAUUCUACAGGCCCUGUUCAACAAUUCCUACCCUUAAGAUGUGACACACUCACUCGCACGCACACACAUACACAAACAUUACACCCUAUCCUAUAUAAAGACACUUAAUACUCUUAUUGAACACUAUGCAUUUAAGCCUUAAUCAAUUUAACUAAUCCUGCAUGCAAUAAAGCACACUUUGUUUUGACAAAAGGUUUUUGUCUUCAAUAAAUUCCUGUAUUUUCUUUCAA
This is a messenger RNA of Gadus macrocephalus (Pacific cod), 1446 nucleotides long. RefSeq names its product BCL2 associated athanogene 2 (gene bag2). Gene Ontology annotation, biological process: protein stabilization. Gene Ontology annotation, molecular function: protein-folding chaperone binding; adenyl-nucleotide exchange factor activity. NCBI's taxonomy places the organism in Eukaryota, Metazoa, Chordata, Actinopteri, Gadiformes, Gadidae. The coding region runs from base 234 to 854 and encodes 206 amino acids. The record is from RefSeq and is a predicted model, not a curated record. The transcript is spliced from 3 exons.